This is a messenger RNA of Myzus persicae (green peach aphid), 1106 nucleotides long. RefSeq lists its product as uncharacterized. The record is from RefSeq and is a predicted model, not a curated record. Gene Ontology annotation, molecular function: zinc ion binding. The transcript has a single exon. The coding region runs from base 173 to 985 and encodes 270 amino acids. NCBI's taxonomy places the organism in Eukaryota, Metazoa, Arthropoda, Insecta, Hemiptera, Aphididae.
AUGAUGACAGCAUCCAGUGACUUAAAAUAUUAUUAUAUUAAAUUUUGUUGUGUGCAUGGAGGAUGCUACAAAAAAAAAAAAAACCCUUGACCAACGUUCUACAUCGUGAGUACAUUUAUUUUAUUUAUUUAUUUAUUACUAAGUUGUAAAAUUCAAGAUUUAAAAUAUUAAAAUGUUUGAAGUACAAUGCGCCAAGGCUGUGAUGGAAUAUUACAAUAAAAACUGGCAUUUAAUAAGGGAUGAAUGGGUGAUAGGCAUGACCUACAUGACAGGAAAUUUUAUGAAUAAAACAAAUAAUAGAUUAGAGAGUUUCAACGGGAAACUAAAAUCUGUUAUUUCCUGUUUUUCUACUUUAGAAAAUUUUGUAGAAAAAUUAUUCAUUGUUCUCAAAUGCAUUAGAUUAGAACGCGAUAAAAAUGCUGUGAAGUUGGUUCAAAAACACCCAAUUCAAAUGUCUCAAACUCCUGAAUUGCAUAAGUAUUAUGAUUUGUUAACACCUUAUGCAUACAAUUUUUUAAAAAAACAGUUUGAGUAUGACGAAGAAAGUAUUACUAAAAAUACAACUGAGAAUACAUGCAGUUGUAUUUUCUACAACUCAAUGAGACUUCCGUGUCAUCAUAUUUUUAAGGUACGAAAACAAUCACUGACACCUUUAUUUGAUCCUGAUUUGUGCGAAAAAAGAUGGACGAGAAAUUAUUAUUAUAAAACUCAAAGGGUUUUUCAAAAUGUUGAGGUCGCUGUCUCCGAUAGUGAUACUACAGUAACUACAUUAUACAGAAAAAAGAAAAAAGUCCCAACAACUCAUGAAAAGUUCAGAAAAGCAACAUUAAUAGGUGCAAAGAUUUCUGAAUUAAUUUCCCAAGCUUCAAAUGUUCAUUUCUAUAGAAAAAUUGAACAGCUUGAAUGUAUAUAUAAUAAUUGGUUGAAAGGGCAUGAGGUAUCUAUUCAAGUGUUAGGUAAUUAUGAAAUUAGAAAAACUGUAUAGAUGUAGAUAAUGACGUUAUGGAUGAUGUUGAAAAUGAAGAUUUAGGUAAUUAUAACAGACAGGAUAACUACCCAGACAAUGAUAUUGUAUGUAUUAACUAAUAAAAAAAUAAUAACUAAUA